This is a messenger RNA of Physcomitrium patens, 2605 nucleotides long. The record is from RefSeq and is a predicted model, not a curated record. NCBI's taxonomy places the organism in Eukaryota, Viridiplantae, Streptophyta, Bryopsida, Funariales, Funariaceae.
CUGGUCGCUUCUCGUCUUCUCUCGUGACGCAUUCUCACCUUCGCUCGGUCCCUCGCUCCACCAAUCGCCCGCGCCUUUUCACCCGCCGUCGAUGAUUGUUUCGUCUUGAAAACGGCACUCCGGUGGAUGCUCUGUUCUGACGUAGGCCUCCUUGCUGGGGUUGUUGAGCUUCGUGUGUGUUGUUUGGAGUUGAGGAUUGAUUUCAUCUGUGGGGUUGCGACAUCUUGAAUUUUACAACCCAGUUUGUGGAGAAGGUCGAGUUCAGUGCUGUCGCUGCAGAUUGAGACCGUGUGUGUGUAAGUGUGUGGAGUGUUCGUUGAAUGUGGUUGCAGUGUUUGGAGUUGAGGAUUGAUUUCAUCUGUGGGCUUGCGACAUCUUGAAUUUUACAACCCAGUUUGUGGAGAAGGUCGAGUUCAGUGCUGUCGCUGCAGAUUGAGACCAAGGGGCUUGUAUGUAAUUUUGAGCAGAGGGUUUGCGUUCCACUCGCAACCAGACUUUCGUAAGAAUUCGCUGGAGUGUGAAGGUUUUACACUUACGAAAUGGCGUCGGUGGCCCUCCAAUCGCUCACUGUACUCAAGCUCUUCACGCCCUUGCCGAAUGCAAGUAAUCAGAAGCGGAGCCGCAAUGUAGUAUUACGUCCUUCUCAGGUGUGUGGGCAGCGUCUGGCCAGUGGGAAUUUUUUUAUUGACCCUUUGAAAACCAGGCGCACAGUUCGGCUUCUUGCAAGAGCCGAAGUGAAGGACGAGAAGAAAGAUUCUCAGUCAUCAGUGGAAGACAGACCAGCGGAGGAGAAAGACCAACCGGUGGAGGAGUCCAAGAAGGAAGAAGCGGUGGAGAAGAAACAAGAAAGAGAUUGGAGGCUGGAUGAAGAUUUCAAAAAGUUCAUGAGCAAUCCAUCGAUUGAAUCUGCUUUGAAGCUGGAGAGGAAGCGCGCUGAGGAAAAAUUGCGAGACCUUGAUAACCAGGAUCAGGGAAACUUUUUCAAAGGAAUAAUCAAUAGUGUCGUCAGGAGGUCAUUGCAGCGAGAGAAAGAGCGACUUGAUAAAGCUGAAGCGACAUUCAUUGCUUUAGACCUUAGCAAGGUGAGGAGUUGUUUUGGCCUUGAUACAUUCUACGCGAACGAUGUCCGGAGAAUGGGAGACGGGGGCAUUGUCAUUGGAAACUUGCGAAGGCCCUUGGCGGAAGUCAAACCUAAGCUUGAAAAGAAACUCGCAGAAGCAUGUGGUCGGGAAGUAGACCUUUGGUUCAUGGAAGAAACUGUUAACGAUGAAACUAAACAAGUGUGCGUAGUACAACCGAAGGCAGAAAUUGACGCACAGUUUGAAUCGCAAAGGCUGAGCACUUGGACAGGAUAUUUCAGUGCUGCAUUGCUAGGAAUCACAACCCUUGGCACAAUCAGCAUUAUGAGUGGUUUCUUUCUGACGCCUGGUGCAACUUACGAUGAUUACGUGAGCCGCGUUCUUCCCCUCUUCGCUGGGUACCUCGGCAUUUUUGGCACCUCGGAGUUAGCCACACGGUAUGUGGCGUCGAAGUAUGGGGUGAAGCUGAGUCCAACUUUUAUGAUUCCAUCGAACUGGACGGGUUGCUUGGGCGUAGUCAAUAACUACGAGUCCCUCCUCCCUAGCAAGAAGGCCUUAUUCGAUAUUGCUGCAACGCGCAUCACGAGCUCGUAUUUGGCAUCCUUGGGCUUAGCCAUUUCGGCGUUCUUGCUUGAUCAGAGUUGGAAUGGUGGAGAGAAUGCUUUAUACAUUCGCCCCCAAUUCUUCUACAAUAACCCUCUUCUCUCAUUUGUACAAUACGUGAUCGGGCCAUAUAGCGAUGAGCUUGGCAACGUACUCCCUCAAGCUGUUCCCGGACUUGGAGUUCCGAUUGACCCUCUCGCGUUCGCCGGACUCCUCGGUAUCGUUGUGACCUCCCUCAACAUGCUUCCAUCAGGCCGUCUUGAAGGUGGACGCAUUGCGCAAGCAGUCCUGGGACGUCGUCUUGCCGGUCGCCUCUCUUUCUUCACGUCUCUAGGCCUCGGUUUUGGUGGGGUCACUGGCAGUGUACUCAGCCUAGUGUGGGGCUUCAUUGCGACCUUCUUCCGCGGCGGUGAGGAGCUCCCAGCACAAGACGAGAUCACCCCCUUGGGUAAUGAGCGGAAGAUCUGGGCCAUCGCUCUGACUGUCAUCUGCUUCUUGACGCUCUUCCCCAACAGCGCUGGUACCUUCCCGAGCGCCUUCUACACUCCGCCAUUCUUCCGUGGAGACGACUUCUGAUUCCAAAACAGCAAUUCACUUCUCGAUUCCCUCACACAACACAAAACACACGACACGGACUUGUACGUAUACCAGUUUCCAGUUAAUCCCAGUGCUCAACUUUCUGCUGCAUACUUUGUAUUUUACUAAACAAAUCGGUUUCUUCAAAUGUAAAUGUUGUAGAGCUUUAAUAGAUUUCUGGAUGACAGCUCCUAUGACAUCGCUGGCUUCCUUUGUAUUUGCCCCAUGCUGAAGAGCAUGUGUAUCUUUACCCAUUUUGGCUUACAAACACUCAAGCUGUAGAAAUGGUUCACCAGAAAAACAAAACCUGGAUGUGUACUUAUUGUCGCAUUCCAUUUCACACUGAA